AUGUCAUACCCUAUAGAAAACAGCUCUGCCCAACAAACCCACGCUUCAAACAGCAAUAUUAGCUAUUUUACAAAUAGAAGCGGCUUCAGACUAACCUGCAACAUUUCAAUAAAAAAGCCAGAUGACAAAAAGAUCUGAAUCAUUACGCAGAUGUGACCACCUGAAGUGUUUAUCAUUUGUGAGUUUUUACAUGAGAAUUUAACUGCAAAUACAUUUAAAUUCAAUUUUACUGGAGAAGGGGACAGCCAAGGUGAAUUUACAUUUGCUGGCUAUAUUAGGGCUGCAAAUGAUCUUGAUGAUGCUGUUCACUUUUUAGUUGAAAGAGGCUUUGAUGUCGAAGGAAUAAUUGGAAUAUCAAUGUGUGCAAAUUCUCCUAUCAUUUAUUCUGCCUUAUACGGCCAAGUUAAAAAUAUUGUAACUCUUUCUGCAAGGUACCGCAUGACAGUUCUGCCAGACUUUUUACAAGAAGUAUAUGAAGUUGUAAGACAAAAUAGAGAAAUUGUGCAUAAUGCUUUUGGAAAACAGUUAAGAUUGACGUGGGAGAUGAUUGAAGAAACCAUAAAUGUAGACAUGAAAUAUUAUUGCGAGAGGGUUCAAGGAGAUAUUUAUAUUAUCCAUGGCGACAAUGAUGAAAUUUGCCCUUAUGCAGACUCUUUGGAGUAUGUAAAUGCCUUAAAAGGAAAAUGCAGAGGACAUUUUACGUUAGGCUGCGAUCAUGUAUACUUUGGAGUUUUUGAUGAAGUAGCAGAAAUUAUUGAGCAAAUUAUGUCUAAAUAA
Molecule: messenger RNA, 777 nt
Organism: Blepharisma stoltei
Lineage: Eukaryota; Ciliophora; Heterotrichea; Heterotrichida; Blepharismidae
Source: the annotation of a GenBank genome assembly